GUUUGAAAAAAAAAAAAAAAAUGUAAACAAUGAUGAAUUUCAGGAUUCUUUUCAAGUUUUAACAGGAGCAAUCCCCUGGCCCUGUGCAUGAUCUCAGAUUGUCAAACGUUGUCACAGGUUAACAUCGUUUAGAUUUAGCAGGAUUAUAAAAUCAUCAGGAUGGCACAACACCUUCAGGAAAUCAUCUCACAGUUUGUCACUAGCCUUAAAAACAAGAAUGAAGAUGUCAGGAAUAAGGCUGCGAUGGAUCUGUACCGCUUUGUGGUCACUGAGCUAAGGGAAAUGCCCUCGGAGUACCACACUACAUUUAUGGAUAAAUUCAAUCAUUUUAUCUUCGAGAUGGUAUCUAGCUCUGAUAUGAACGAACGUAAAGGUGGCAUAUUGGCAAUAGUUAGUCUCACAGGAGUUGACGUUGGAAAUACUUCCACCAGAAUCAGCAGAUUUUCAAAUUACCUACGGAACCUUCUUCCCUCCAAUGAUGUAUCAGUGAUGGAGAUGGCAGCUCGUGCUGUGGGUUGGCUUGCUUACUCUUCAGGGUCGUAUGCUGCGGAGUAUGUAGAACAUGAAGUGAAGCGUGGACUUGAGUGGUUAACUGGUGAUAGACAGGAGAGUAAACGAUUAGCUGCUGUUCUGGUGCUGAAGGAAUUGGCUGUUAACACUCCUACAUUCUUUUUUCAACAAGUUCAACAGUUUUUUGACUGCAUUUUCAAUGCUGUAAGGGACCCUAAGCCAAAUAUUCGAGAAGGAGCAGUGGCAGCUCUGAGAGGAGCCCUGGCAGUAACUUCACAGCGGGAGAGCAAGGCCACACAGAAGGCACAGUGGUACAAGCAAUGUUAUGAUGAGGCAAUGAAGCUGUUUGAUGAGACACAAGGACGAGAGAGGAAACUAUCUCGAGAUGACUGGGCUCAUGGUUCACUUCUCAUCCUAAAUGAGCUACUGAGAUGUAGUAACAUUGAGGGGGAGAGACUAAGAAUGGAAAUGGAAGACAUAACAACUCAGCAAUAUCGACACGAAAGAACUCUAAAGGAGAUGUCAAAGACACACAAAUCUCCCUCCAGUUCUCUCACCCUGCAGCAGUUCCAACAAAAAGCAUUCCCCAUCAACAACUUUAUGUCUGGAAACCGGCAAAACCAACAGAAAAUCAGCUUUGAAAGUCGCACUUGUAAACAGUUAGUGGAGAGUCACUUUGACAAGGUGUGUGCCUUACUCCUGCGACACAAAAACAGUAAGAGUGUGCACAUUCAGCUGAUUCUACAGGUCAUAUUUCCACGUCUUGCAGCCUUUAGAUCACAAGAAUUCUCCAAGCUAUACUUGGACGAAACAAUCAGCUUCCUUUUGGGUUCCCUGAAGACAACACGAGAUAAAACAGCCACCUUCCAAGCCAUUGGGCUUCUAGCCAUCUCAGUACAGGACAACAUAGUCAAAUAUCUACCCGGGAUUCUGGAGGUCGUCAGGGCUUCCCUCCCCCCAAAAGACUUACCUGCCAAGAAGCAGAAGAAUAUAGUGGUGGAUCCAACUGUUUUUACCUGUAUUAGCAUGUUAGCCAGAGCAGUGGGUCCAGCUAUGAUUAAGGAUGUUAGAGACCUAUUAGACUCCAUGUUUGCAACUGGUUUAAGCCCAGCCUUGACAGCUGCCUUGCGUGACCUUGCAAUACAGAUACCACAGCUUAAAAAGGAGAUUCAGGAGGGACUUCUGAAGAACCUGUCCCUCAUUCUGAUGGGGAGACAACUCAGACACCCUGGGGCACCCAAGAGUCCCCUGCAGUCACUUCCAUUGUCAGCCUCCCUCACAAAUCUAGUAGAUGUUCAAGAUGCCACAAGCAUUACGCUAGCAUUAAAAACUCUUGGAAGUUUUGACUUUGAAGGUCACUCCUUGACCCAGUUUGUACAACACUGUGCGGAGCAGUACCUGUCCAGUGACCAUAAAGAAAUACGGAUGGAAGCUGUUCGCACCUGUGCCAGACUUCUGACACCUCUGCUGCAGUUAUUGGCCAACAGCCAGGGACAGAUCAGUAUAGCUGCCAUGAACACGGUGGCGGAGGUGUUGCACAAACUGCUGGUGGUUGGAAUCACGGACACAGACUCUGACAUACGAUAUUGUGUUUUGGUUUCCAUGGAUGACCGAUUUGACCCACAUCUGGCACAGGCAGAGAAUUUAUCAGCCUUGUUUGUAGCCCUGAAUGAUGAAGUCUUUGAAAUCCGCGAGUUAGCUAUUUGUAUUAUUGGUCGUCUUAGCAGUAAAAACCCAGCUUAUGUCAUGCCAUCUCUAAGGAAAACGCUCAUUCAGAUCAGAACAGAGUUGGAGUACAGUGGAGUGGGAAGAAAUAAAGAACAAGCAGCCAAAAUGCUGGGACACCUGGUGGCCAACGCAGCCCGCCUGGUCCGUCCAUACAUGGAGCCCAUACUGAACGCUCUGAUUCCAAAACUGAAGGAGCCUGAUCCCAAUCCUAAUGUUACCAUCAGCGUUCUAGUUGCAAUAGGCGAACAGGCACAGGUGAGUGGCAUCGAGAUGAGGAAGUGGAUGGAUGAAUUACUUCCCUUGAUCCUAGAAAUGUUGCAGGAUUCCUCCUCCUUACAGAAGAGAGAGGUGGCGCUAUGGACUUUGGGACAGCUUGUAGAGAGUACAGGGUACGUGAUCGAGCCUUACAAACGCUAUCCUUCAUUGUUGGAGGUCCUUCUCAACUUCCUGAAAACAGAGCAGGCUACAGGAAUCAGGAGAGAAGUAAUACGUGUGCUUGGCCUGCUGGGUGCCCUAGAUCCACACAAACAUAAGAUGAACCAAGGCGUGAUUCAGAGAACAGAAACUAAUGCUGUCAGUAUGUCUGAAACGAAACUGACCUCUGACAACACUCAACCUGAGAAUACGAGUGAAAUGUUAGCCAACAUGAGUGCUUCCACCACACUGGAGGAGAUCUACCCAGCCAUUGCCAUAGCAACACUGAUGCGGAUUAUCCGAGAUGGGUCUUUGUCCCAGCAUCAUACCAUGGUGGUUCAGGCAAUUACAUUCAUCUUCAAGAGUCUGGGGAUUAAGUGUGUUCCAUACAUUCAGCAGGUCAUUCCAGCUUACCUGGCAGUCAUCCGCUCAGCGGACCAGACAUUUAGAGAGUUCUUGUUUCAACAACUGGGAGUGAUCAUUGCUAUUGUCAAACAGCACAUCAGGAAUUACUUAGAUGAUAUAUUUGCCAUAGUAAAGGAGUACUGGAGCCCAAACAGCACGAUGCAGAACACAAUCAUCAACCUUGUGGAGCAGAUUGUGACGGCCCUGGGGACAGAGUUCAGGAUCUACCUCCCACAAAUCAUACCGCAGAUCCUCAAGGUCUUCAUGCAGGAUUCCAGCGAGAACAGGGCAGUCACUGGAAAGUUGCUGAAUGCUCUACAGUUAUUUGGUGCCAACCUUGAUGACUACCUCCAUCUAUUACUCCCUCCUGUGGUGAAGUUGUUUGACAGUCCUGAUGUACCUCUUUCUGUCAAAAGAACUGCCCUAGAAACAGUAGACAAAUUGACCUUCACCCUUGACCUAACAGAUUUUGCCUCUCGUAUCAUCCACCCUUUGGUGAGGACCCUGGAUUCGGUUCCUGAGCUACAGAGCACUGCCAUGGAUACCCUGUGUGCCAUGGUGAUGCAGAUGGGACCAAAGUUCACCAUUUUUAUUCCCAUGGUCCAACGAGUUAUACAAAAACACAAAAUAGCUCACCAGAGAUACUUUAUCCUGAUGGCUCGUAUACUCAAGGCAUCCACAAUUGCUGAAGAGGAAGAUGAUCCAAUUCUUUUGAAGCACAGGAAAAAUCGGGGGAAGGCAUCGGAAUCAAGUGACUCUUUGGCAGAAACAGCUGUGAUCAAAAAGCUGCAUGUCAGCUUCACAAACCUUCAAAAGGCAUUAGAGGCUGGAAGGAAGGAAUCUAAAGAGGACUGGAUGGAAUGGCUGAGGAGACUCAGUAUAGAACUACUGAAGGAGUCACCAUCUCCUGCACUACGCUCCUGUUGGGCACUGGCACAGACAUACAACUCACUGGCCAAGGACUUGUUCAAUGCUGCAUUUGUGUCCUGCUGGACUGAGUUGACAGAAGCUCAACAGGAUGAACUCAUUCUCAGUCUGGAGCAAGCUCUGACAUCGCAAGAUAUUCCCGAGAUUACUCAAACUCUACUGAAUCUCGCAGAAUUCAUGGAACACUGUGAUAAAGGCCCGUUGCCAUUAGACACAUCAUUGUUGGGAUCCCGAGCGAUGAAGUGUCGAGCUUAUGCAAAGGCUCUACAUUACAAAGAAGAAGAAUUCCACCGAGGACCCACCACAGCUACUCUGGAAUCUCUGAUCAGCAUUAACAACAAACUCCAACAGCCUGAGUCGGCCUCGGGUGUUCUACAGUAUGCACAGAAUCACAGGACUGAUGUGAGGGUACAGGAGAGCUGGUAUGAGAAGCUCCAUGAAUGGAAUAAGGCCCUGGAAGCUUACGAGAAGAAACAGGAGGAGAGAUCGGAAGAUUUCAGCCUGACACUCGGCAGAAUGCGCUGCCUGGAGGCGCUGGCUGAAUGGGGCCAGCUCCAUCAGAUCGCUUGUGAAAAAUGGGGAACUAGCAGUGACGAGAAUAGGACAAACAUGGCGAGGAUGGCAGCCUCUGCAGCCUGGGGACUAGGUCAGUGGGACAGUAUGGAGGAGUACAUGUGCUUGAUCCCGCGGAACAGCUACAAUGGGGCGUUUUAUCGAGCUGUGUUUGCCCUCCAUACAGAAAACUACCAGCUAGCUCAACAGUGUAUUGACAAAGCUCGAGACAUUCUUGACACUGAACUAACAGCUAUGGCUGGAGAGAGCUAUAACAGAGCUUAUGGUGCCAUGGUGAAUGUUCAGAUGCUGUCAGAGCUGGAGGAAGUGAUGCAGUUUAAACUGGUCCCCGAGCGCCAGGAGGCCAUUAAGCAGAUGUGGUGGGACCGUUUACAGGGCUGUCAGCGCGUAGUGGAGGACUGGCAGAAAAUCAUCCAGGUCCGUUCACUCGUCGUGUCUCCACUGGAGGACAUGAAAACAUGGCUAAAAUACGCCAGCUUGUGCAGAAAAAGUGGACGGUUGGCAUUAUCAAAUAAGACUCUAGUAAUGCUGUUGGGUAUGGAUCCUGCUAAAAGCCCUGAUAACCCAAUUCCUACCACUAACCCACAGGUCACCUUUGCAUAUCUCAAACACAUGUGGAAGAACAAUCAAAAGACAGAGGCAUAUAGUAAAUUGCAACACUUUGUUCAACACUCACUGCAAACUCGAGCCCUUCAGCUCAUUACUCCUGAAGAUACCCAACAGAGAAGUCAACUCAACAGAUUACUAGCCAGGUGUUAUCUGAAGCUGGGAGACUGGGCAGAGACUCUAGAUAGAGUGAAUGAGGACUCGGUGACCCAGAUUUUGGAGUACUACAGUCUGGCAACAGAGUAUGACAAGUACUGGUACAAGGCCUGGCAUGGAUGGGCUUUAAUCAAUUAUGAGGCAGUCUUAUUCUACAAACAGUCAGAGAAGACAGGCACUCACCCUCAGUCCCCAGGGGACAUAGGAUCAAUGCGGGGGGACGCCCCACUCUCUCCAAAGACUGACACUAGUGUAUCGACAACCUCCAAGAUGCACAAAUACUGUGUUUUGGCUGUUCAAGGAUUCUUCAGGUCGAUUUCUCUGUCUCAGCAUAAAAGUUUACAAGACACUUUGAGAUUGCUGACAUUGAUGUUCGACUAUGGACAGUGGCUAGAGGUGUAUGAGGCAUUAAACGAGGGAAUUAAAACCAUACAGGUGGAGAACUGGUUACAGGUAAUUCCUCAGUUGAUCGCUAGAAUUGACAUUCCUAGGCCCCUCGUAAGUCGACUAAUUAAUCAGCUCUUGAUUGACAUUGGAAAAGCACAUCCACAGGCCUUAAUUUACCCUUUGACGGUGGCUUCAAAGUCUAAUGUUCCAGCUCGCCAGACAGCUGCCAACAAAAUCCUCAAAAAUAUGUGUGAACACAGUAACACCCUGGUACAGCAGGCCAUGCUGGUGAGUGAGGAGUUAAUACGAGUGGCUAUUCUCUGGCACGAGUUGUGGCAUGAAGGUUUGGAAGAAGCCUCUAGACUGUACUUUGGGGAGCGAGACAUUAAAGGCAUGUUUUCUACACUGGAACCACUACAUAACAUGGUGGAACGUGGCCCCCAAACUCUUAAAGAAACUUCAUUUAAUCAGGCAUAUGGACGUGAUUUAAUGGAGGCACAAGAGUGGUGUAGAAAAUACCAGAGGUCUGAAAAUGUGAAGGACCUGACUCAGGCCUGGGAUCUGUACUACCAUGUGUUCCGCCGGAUAUCCAAACAGCUGCCUCAGCUGACAUCCCUGGAGCUGCAAUAUGUCUCCCCAAAACUUCUCCGCUGUCAGGAACUAGAAUUAGCCGUCCCUGGAAAAUACGAACCUAACCAACCCAUCGACAAAAUCCGACGCUGCCAAAGCUCUCUCCAAGUCAUCACUUCCAAACAGAGACCCAGAAAACUCAGUAUAUUCGGAUCUAGUGGAUUGGAAUACAUGUUUUUGCUGAAGGGACACGAAGAUCUGAGACAAGAUGAACGUGUCAUGCAGCUCUUCAGUUUGGUCAAUUCUCUCCUGGUGGAGAAUCCAGAGACAUUCCGAAGAAACCUGACCAUCCAGCGAUUCUCUGUUAUUCCCUUGUCCACUAAUUCUGGAUUGAUUGGCUGGGUCCCACACACGGACACCCUUCACUCACUCAUUCGUGACUACCGAGAGAAAAAGAAAAUUUUGUUGAACAUUGAACACAGGCUGAUGCUCAGGAUGGCACCUGACUACGAUCACCUGACCUUGAUGCAGAAGGUGGAAGUCUUUGAGCAUGCCUUGGAGCACACGCAGGGAGAUGACCUGGCUAAGAUUCUGUGGUACAAGAGCCCCAGUUCAGAGGUGUGGUUUGACAGGCGCACUAACUAUACACGAUCGCUGGCUGUGAUGUCCAUGGUGGGAUAUGUACUGGGACUUGGAGACAGACACCCAUCCAAUUUGAUGCUGGACAGGACAAGUGGGAAAGUGAUCCACAUUGAUUUUGGUGACUGUUUUGAGGUUGCCAUGGUGAGGGAAAAGUUUCCAGAGAAGAUACCUUUCCGUCUGACACGCAUGCUGAUCAAUGCCAUGGAGGUGACAGGUAUUGAUGGUAACUACAAGAUGACAUGUGAGAGCGUUAUGGAUGUCCUGCGAGAACACAAGGACAGUCUGAUGGCUGUCCUGGAAGCCUUCGUUUACGACCCGCUACUCAACUGGAGGCUCAUGGACACUACAGCCAAGGGAAAAACAAAAACCAAAGACUCGUACUCCGGGGGAAGUCAGGAACAGACAGACAUGUUGGAAAACGUCGACCUCAGUCAAGCAACACAUAAACGCUCCGCCCCCGAAGCUGUCAGUUCCAUCAAUGGCGAAAACUUUCAGUCAGAGGUCAUCAACAAGAAAGCCCUGUCUAUUAUUAAUCGUGUCAGGGACAAAUUGACCGGACGGGACUUCUCCUCGGGGGAUGCCAUCGAUGUCCCCACCCAAGUGGAACUCCUCAUCAAACAAGCCACCUCCCACGAAAAUCUGUGUCAAUGUUACAUUGGGUGGUGCCCUUUCUGGUGAAGGCUGCAAAUUGUAUUUACUGUGAAAUAACACCACAUUGUGAUGUGUGCCAUUGUAAAUCUAGUGUUGUUUAUAUACUGGUGUACUUGUAUCAAAGGACUGAAGUUUUUGUGUGUUAACUGCACAAUGUGUAAAAUAUGUACAAUGUUUGGAAUUUUAUAUUUAUGUCAGGUUAAUAUUUGGCAAUGUUAUUGUACCUAGUCAACAUCUUUGUCAGUAUACAGUUUAACCUACAUUCUGUAUUGUAGUGAUGUCCAAUGUUGAUGUGAUAAAUCGGUGUGUGUUGUAGAGAAAUGACAAGUAUAUAUAUACAAUUUAAUGAUGUCGAAUGUUGAUGUGAUAAAUCGGUGUGUGUUGUAGAGAAACGGUGGGUAUAUACGAUUUAAUGAUGUCUAAUGUUGAUUAAGAUUUGAUUACUGGUAAUGGCUGGUAUAUAUGAAUGAAUGAAGUCUAAUAUUAAUUUGUUUACCAGUAAUGUCAGGUAUAUACAAUUUAGUGAUUUGUAAUAUUGAUGUGAUAAAUGGGUGUGUGUUACAGACAAACAGUGGGUAUAUAAGUAUGCAAUAUAAUGAUUUUACAUAUAAUGAAAUGGUGAGUACAUUUUAGGGAUAUCAAUAUUGACAUGAUAAAUGGGUGCAUGUUACAGAGAAACAUUAAAUAUAUAGUUGUGUGAUUAGUGAUAUCAAUAUUGACAUUACUACCAGGUGUGUUGUAGAGAAACAUUAAAUAUAUAGUCGUGUGAUUAGUGAUAUCAAUAUUGACAUUAUUACCACGUGUGUUGUAGAGAAACAUUAGAUAUAUUGUCGUGUGAUUAGUGAUAUCAAUAUUGACAUUACUACCAGGUGCGUUUUAGAGAAACAUUAAAUAUAUAGUCGUUUGAUUAGUGAUAUCAAUAUUGACGUGACUACCAAUUGUUCAGAGAAACGGUAGAUAUAUAGUCAUGUGAUUAGUGAUAUCACUGUUGACGUGAUUAUCAGGUGUGUUGUAGAGAAACAUUAGAUAUACAUGUAUAGUGGUGUGAUUAGUGAUAUCAAUAUUGACGUGACUACCAAUUUUCAGAGAAACAGUAGAUAUAUAGUCAUGUGAUUAGUGAUAUCACUAUUGACGUGAUUACCAGGUGUGUGUUAUAGAGAAAUAUUGGAUAUAUAUUCAUUGAGCGAUGUCUAAUAUGCGAUUUAUAUACUCGGUAGUCAUGCACACUAAAUUUUUAUCAAACAACAUAAUUAUUGAUUUUAUUGAGCAAUUCUUCAUAGCUUACAUUUCAUUCCAGUAUUAAUCAGACUUUUACUUUUAAAUUGACUGAUAUUCCAAUCAAGUUUUAAUAUUAAACUAAUCUACUGUCUAAUUAUGCCCACAAAUACUCUGUUCUAUUUAAGUUUAUGAAUACAUGUACAUGUAACUACUGAUACAUUGCACCUGAAAUGACAGUUUGUUCUAUAUUAUGUGUAUGAUUAUUAAAGGUAAUACAGAAAA
Molecule: messenger RNA, 9069 nt
Organism: Ostrea edulis (European flat oyster)
Lineage: Eukaryota; Metazoa; Mollusca; Bivalvia; Ostreida; Ostreidae
Product: serine/threonine-protein kinase mTOR-like
Exons: 52
Coding region: 160-7596 (2478 amino acids)
Biological process (GO): negative regulation of macroautophagy; protein phosphorylation; TOR signaling
Cellular component (GO): nucleus; TORC2 complex; TORC1 complex
Molecular function (GO): protein binding; protein-containing complex binding; protein serine/threonine kinase activity
Source: RefSeq, a predicted model, not a curated record